UGGUCCAGCUCACAGAGGAAGCUCCAUUUUAAGAGCAACAGUUGUGGUGCACGUUCUUUGAAAAGCCUCUGGUGAAAGGAGCUUGCCAGAAGACACUUGCCAGCCUGAAACUGGAUUACCUGGACCUCUACCUCAUGCACUGGCCUUUUGGGUUCAAGGCAGGAGAGGAUCUGCUUCCCACAGAUGACAAAGGCAUGUCUAUUCCCAGCAAUGCUGAUAUUCUGCAAACGUGGGAGGCCAUGGAAGAGCUGGUGGAUGCUGGCCUGGUAAAAGCCAUUGGCAUCUCCAACUUCAACCAUGAGCAGAUCGAAAGACUCUUGAACAAGCCAGGACUGAAACACAAGCCUGUAAACAACCAGAUCGAGUGUCACCCAUACCUUUCCCAGGAGAAGCUUGUCAACUAUUGCCAAUCCAAAGGGAUCACUGUGACAGCAUAUUGUCCCCUCGGACGGCCUGAUAGGGCCACACCAGAGGAGCCUGCCAUUUUGGAUAACCCCAAGAUUAAAGAGAUCGCAGCAAAGCACAGCAAAACCCCAGCACAGGUUCUCCUUCGCUUCCAGAUCCAGAGAAAUGUGAUUGUGAUUCCCAAGUCUGUCACACCACAGCGCAUUGUAGAGAACUGCAAGGUGUUUGACUUUGAACUGACUAAAGAAGAGAUGGCAACUAUUCUCAACCUAAACAGAAACUGGAGAAUUUGUGACAUGGCCAUGUGCAGAAACCACAAGGAGUAUCCUUUCAAUGCUGAAUACUGAAAAUAGCUUUAUCCUGCAGGCCUGUAGGGUUUAAUGAGAUUCUACCACUACCUACAGUGAUCCACUGUGUAUCUUGUACUCUGUAUCCAUCCUGACAGCAGAGACUUUCUCUAGUAAAACAAAAUAAUAAUAAAGUUGCUCUGAAGAAAAAAAAUGCAGACUGUAAUAACUAGCUGCAAUAGUUCUUUACUCAUUAGGUACUUGUCUUUUACUGGCUGAAAUGGCAAAACAGACAAUUAUUCACUUCUAGAAUAUGACCCAAAGCUUUUUCUUGAAAUGAAUGUCUGAUCUACAUGCAUAAUUGCUUUAUUGCAGUCACUUUCUUUACCAACCUAACCUGAACUGUGACUUGUUUGUAUUCUCUCAAAAAUAAAGAAGUUUGAAUACUAA
Molecule: messenger RNA, 1142 nt
Organism: Centrocercus urophasianus (Greater sage-grouse)
Lineage: Eukaryota; Metazoa; Chordata; Aves; Galliformes; Phasianidae
Product: aldo-keto reductase family 1 member B10-like
Exons: 9
Coding region: 135-752 (205 amino acids)
Molecular function (GO): oxidoreductase activity
Source: RefSeq, a predicted model, not a curated record